UGCCUGCCUGCCUGCCUUGCCCCAUGGAGCGCUUCGCCACCGCCUGAGGAAGGCCCUCCUUCCUUCUCUCCUGGCUUGCUUGCCUGCUUGCCCCUCUCUCUCUUCCUGCCCAGCGGCAUGGCCUCGCCGGGGGACCUGGAGCCCGCGCCGUCCAGGGUGCCCGCCACCAAAGUGGAGCUCACCGUCUCCUGCAGGAACCUGUUGGACCUCGACACUUUCUCCAAGUCUGAUCCAAUUGUGAUUCUCUACAUCCAAGGAACCGCAGACAAGGAAUGGCGAGAGUUUGGUCGCACAGAAGUGAUUGACAACACACUAAACCCAGACUUUGUCCGGAAGUUUGUCCUCGACUAUUACUUUGAGGAGAAACAGAAUUUGCGCUUUGAUGUUUACAAUGUGGACUCCAAGACCUGCAACCUGCCCAAGCAUAAGGACUUCCUAGGUCAAGUUUAUGUGGCACUGGGUGAAGUCAUCGGCUCCCAAAGAGGUCGCCUGGAGCGGCCACUCGCAGGAGUUCCAGGGAAAAAAUGUGGCAGUAUUUUGUUAUCUGCUGAAGAGCUCAGCAAUUGUCGGGACAUUGUCACCAUGCAGCUGUGUGCCAACAAGCUCGACAAGAAGGAUUUCUUUGGCAAAUCCGACCCCUUCCUUGUUUUCUACCGCAGCAACGAGGAUGGCACGUUCACCAUUUGUCACAAAACAGAGGUGGUGAAAAAUAACCUGAACCCAGUAUGGCAGCCCUUCUCCAUCCCUGUUCGUGCCCUGUGCAAUGGAGACUAUGACAGGUGAGUGUCGAUAUGGACUUGGCUGCAGAGCCACGAUUUCAUUGGAGAGUUUGCCACAAGCUACAGAGAACUCUCUCGUGCUCAGAGCCAGUUCACAGUCUAUGAGGUUUCAAAUCCUAGGAAGAAAUGCAAGAAAAAGAAAUACAUUAACUCGGGCACUGUCACCCUCCUGUCAUUCGCGGUGCAGUCGGAGUAUACCUUCGUGGAUUACAUUCGAGGCGGGACCCAGUUGAAUUUCACAGUUGCCAUUGAUUUCACAGCCUCCAAUGGAAUUCCUUCACAGCCCACCUCCCUCCAUUACAUGAGCCCGUAUCAACUCAGCUCCUAUGCCAUGGCACUGAAGGCUGUGGGCGAAAUCAUCCAGGAUUACGACAGUGACAAACUUUUCCCCGCCUAUGGUUUUGGAGCCAAAGUCCCACCAGAUGGAAAAGUUUCCCACCAAUUCCCUUUGAAUAACAACCCUGACAACCCCAACUGUGAGGGUAUUGAGGGGGUUUUGGAAUCGUAUUUCCAAAGCUUGCGUACUGUGCAGUUAUAUGGACCAACCAACUUUGCGCCUGUCAUCAACCAAGUUGCCCGUUUGGCUGCUGAGAUUACUGAUGGGUCCCAGUAUUAUGUUCUUCUUAUCAUCACAGACGGAGUCAUCUCUGACAUGCUGCAAACGAAGGAAGCAAUUGUCAGCGCCUCCUCUCUGCCUAUGUCCAUCAUCAUCGUAGGGGUAGGCCCUGCAGAGUUUGGAGCCAUGGAAGAGCUGGACGGUGAUGAAGUGCGGGUCUCCUCCAGGGGACGCUAUGCUGAGAGAGACAUUGUGCAGUUUGUGCCAUUCCGGGACUACGUGGAUCAUUCAGGGAAUCACGUGCUAAGUAUGGCCCGCCUGGCGAAGGACGUCUUAGCCGAAAUCCCAGAGCAGCUUCUCUCCUACAUGAAGACCCAGGACAUCAAGCCCCUUUCUGCUAGCCAACAACAGUAGCUCUUUCCUCUGUGCAGCCUGACUCAAACCAGUAUUUCAGCCCCAGCUGGGAAUGGGAUGGACUCUUACCAAUUGAGCAAUACGGGCUGCUCCCACUCCUCUCAUUUGGAACUGGCUAGAUCGGGGCCAGGGAAAAGAAGAGGACAUCUCUAUGGGGCGGCUGGAAGGAGACAACUCCAUGCCCCAUACAGGUUGAGACACCAGCACAAAAGCAUGAACAACCCCCCAGCAGCUCAAAGGAAUGACUCCAUUAGGCAGCUCUGGCCUGGAGCAAGGGCUGGAAGGGAGCAAGGAAGGAAGCUGGCCCUGAAGCAGUCUUUUCCUUGAGACUCAGUCUGCUAAAUAAGGUGCCAUCUAACUCUGUUUAUUGCCUGGUUAUUGAUAAUAAACCAUCCUUGGCCCCAGGA
Messenger RNA from Anolis sagrei ordinatus, 2156 nucleotides. The record is from RefSeq and is a predicted model, not a curated record. NCBI's taxonomy places the organism in Eukaryota, Metazoa, Chordata, Lepidosauria, Squamata, Anolidae.